AUGUCAGAAUUGUGUUCUAUAAUCACAGGAGCCACAUCAAACAGCCUUGUUCUUGUGGCUGAAAUCUGCAGAGGUAUAGAAACAACAAAAGGGACAUGUAUUGUUGGAAGUUUUGUUGAAACCCUAGAUUCAAUUGGUUGUUUAGGCAUAGUAUCAACUCACUUACAUGACAUUUUCAAAUUACCAUUGAACACAAACAACACGGUUUUCAAAGCAAUGGGAAGUGAAUUUGUCAAUGGUCAAACUAAACCCACAUGGAAGUUGACCAAUGGGAUUUGCAGAGAAAGUCUUGCAUUUGAAACUGCUCAAAGAGAAGGUGUCCCUAAAACAAUCAUACAAAGAGCUCAAGAGCUUUAUGCCUCGGAUUUGGAGAAAGCUGUGAGUUUGAUAUGUAAGAAAAGUAAAUCAGAAGGUUUGAUUAGAUGUGUUGGGAUUUCUCUUAGGAAACAACUACCUCCUUCAGUAAUUGGUGCUUCAAGUGUUUAUGUGAUUAUUAGGCCUGAUAAUAGGCUUUAUGUUGGAGAGGUAUCUGUUUCAUUUUUUUCACAUAGCUAA
Messenger RNA from Lactuca virosa, 555 nucleotides. Lineage: Eukaryota; Viridiplantae; Streptophyta; Magnoliopsida; Asterales; Asteraceae. The record is from the annotation of a GenBank genome assembly.